GAGAAAUAAGGCAGGAUACGUAACUUGACGUGAAUACUCAAACUUCUGUAAACUAAAAGCAAGCGCUUUUAUUUCGAGCUGAUCAUUCUGAAGAAAAAAAUGACACGUCUCCUGCCUUUCCUGCGUCGCCUCGGCUUCGCGCGGGGCAGCGUACCCGGGUCUCGGCGGUUUUUUGUUCCCGCGAGUCUUGUCCUCGCUUUGUUCGUGCGCUUCUACACGACUGCAGUCCGGGUAGUUGAAGUUAACGACGACCGAGCGCAAGAGCAGCCUGAUGCGGGUAUAACCAGCACCACAGCUGCGGUUCUAUUGCAAGAUGAAACCCACCCUCGCGAAGCAGCCCCAGCCGCGUCGCCUUCUGCUUUGCACGAAGUGAAGGCGAAGAAGAAGAAGCUGAAAAAUCCCGUUGCGAUUUUUCACGGGCUCUCCGCGGACGCCGGUGCGGAAGACCACGAGGUGGCGUUCUUGAACCAGCAGCUGGGCGAUCGCUGGGAGUUUCACUCGAUCGAGUACGCACGAAAACAGGAGACCAUCCUGAUCCCCGUGGCCGAGCAGGCCAACCGCGCAUGUGCGUUGUUGCAGGCGGGUAUCGAAAGAAAAUAAGUAUUGAUCUGCCUCACGACUGUGAAAGUAAGUACUUGAAUACUUAGCUGCUUCUUAUAAUUUCAACAUCGAUUGGUUCUUCUUCUUAGAAGAUCACGAGUGCUGACUCACACGAAAACGUGGGCGGGAAUACUUCUCUGUGAUGAGAAACGUCACUGGAUGUUGAAAAAGUAAAGAUGCAGGUACUGACCGUGCGUGGUCAUCAUGAUACAAUACAACUUUCCUUCCAUAGCCAACCCCAGGUUCUUUUCCAGCAGUGCAGACGAUGCGCCAGACGAGCGGGUGAUGGCGAUCAUUGGCCACUCGAAUGGCGGCAUGGUCGGCCGCCACGUGCUGCAGAACUGCGCGCUGCCCCUGCGGAUCAAAUUUUUCGUCUCGGUGGGCGGACCGCAGCGGGGCAUCACCAAGAUUCCGCCCUCGGACCAGAUUCCCGUGUUCUUCCGAAAUCUGCUUGACUGGGUGGUGCGGAAAGCCUAUUUGUACCCCUGGGUGCAGUAUCCUGUGCAAAAGCAUCGUACUCGUAUUGCAUUCAUGCAUUACAAAUCUUGUUCUUAAGGUCAAUCUGCAUUACAAAUUUCAUUUCUCAUGCUGAGUAAAUUGGUAAUGCAUUUAUGCGAGUACGAUCACGAUACUUUUGCACCGGAAAUGCAGCGCCUGAUCGGGCCCGCGGGCUACGUGUACAACCCGAGGGACAUGCGGAGUUUUGGCAACGCAAAUACUUUUCUCGGAAAGCUGAACAACGAGUGCGCGGAGUACAACGCCGACACAGCGGCGGGAAAGCUGCAGAAGCAGAAUCUGCUGCGAAAUCUCCUUGGGGAGGGGGAUCGAGCGGUAGAGCAGGACGACAAGAAGAUAUUAAACAGGACUUCAUCUCGACGACACCGCACCAAAACGGACGACGAGGUGGAAGAAGGCCUGCGUGGCGUUGUCAAGGAAGCAGCGAACUACAAUCCGAAGGUACUCCUGGACGAGCUCCAAGACGUCGAACAGACCACGUUCUCAACAAACGGUGCGAUGCUUGUUCACUGGGAUGAACAAAAUGUGCUAUCGCCGGGUGCUGGAAAAAAUGCUGCCACGUCAAACUUCACUAUUUCCGACCCCGGUGUGAACCCGCCAGACUGGAAAACAAGAGGAAGACCAGAACAACCCAAGGAGGAAGUAGUAGAAGAUCGGACCGAGGAUCAGUUAUUUUCAGUGGACAAAUUCCGUCUCCUCCAAUCGAAAAAUACGCCGGGUACAACGGGCACGAUGGCGAGCGCGAGACCGGGAGCACCGGUAACCAGGCAGAAAGUAGAACCCGAGGACGUCGGUGCAAUGCUGUUGAUCAAGUUUGCGCAGGACGAAAUCGUCGUGCCACGAGAAAUAUGGAUUGCAAAUAUGUCUGGGUCUGGAAACUUGUAAUGCUAAAAGUAAAUGAUAGACGCACUGCGAUACGCAGCUAUGCAUGACAAAUUUUUUGGCUGCCAUGCCUUACCUAUUCCGCAUGGCAAGCUGCCUUUUUGCAUGACAGGUCCAUGUGAGGCCACCAGAGCGAAAACUUCUACGGAGUCUUUGCCUAACUUAGCCUGCGACCAUGGUCGUGAGUAGCCCCGAGGUUUUUCAUAUCCAGCAGCAGUCCGUCGAACAGUCCCCGUACCCCCAGAGUAGCCCCCCCAACUACUCGCCCGAGCCAAUGAUCCCACUCGUGCUUCGCACCAACAUAGGAUGGGCUCAUUUUCUCGCUUCCAGGGAGUGCGAGUUGGUAACUAACCGACAUUGUGCCAAGAGGAGGGCCUCCCCGGGACCGCCUGGCGAAAGCCUGCCACGGGUUUCACUGUCCACGGGUGGUGUUGCGGGUAAUCCUGGCGAAAGCCAAAAACCGGCAGAAAAUGGGGCCACGGAAGCGUUCUUGCUGGACAUUACCAACAUUUGCCCACGCAGAGCCGUCCUCUUGCCGGACACAGCCAACAUCUGUCCGAAACAGCCUAGGGCCAAGACGACGCCGCGAGGACGACCACAGGGGGUCCGUCUCAAUGAUGAUGAUGAUGACAGGUAAGAGGGCUUUUUCGUGCUUAUGCAACACAGAUUCUCGUCGAGUCAUGCCAGACAAGCAUGACAAACUUGCAUUCUUCCAGACCCAGACAUUUUUGCAGUUGAUAAGAAACGGAGUUCUUCGCGCAGGAAAAUAGCGAGGGAGCCGUCGUGCCAUUGGAGGACUCCGGACCCUUUUAUUCCGACGACCUCAUCGGCCUGCGGACCUUGGCGGAACGCAAGCGGCUCUUCUUUUUCACGUCCCCCGAACACCAUGACAGACUCACCGACCAGGACCGUCUACAGAGCAUCGUUCCGCUUUUUCGCCAUGGAACGCUUGCGCGUGAGGCAACUGGACCGGACACUUUGGAGGGCGACCCGGAGAGAAUCGUAAUCUGAAGCCUUUUUGAAGUAGUUUUUCUUUUUCAUGCACGUUGGUGCGGGACCUUCCACGUCACACUGUCUUGUGCCAACUUCUGUGUCCCAAAAGUAAUGCUGAUUCCAGAGUAUGAGUAAGUGUAAGUCUUUACAGUUAUGAUCUUACACAAACUACGUCGCGCAAUAUUAAGG
Messenger RNA from Amoebophrya sp. A120, 3180 nucleotides. The record is from the annotation of a GenBank genome assembly. NCBI's taxonomy places the organism in Eukaryota, Dinophyceae, Syndiniales, Amoebophryaceae.